Numida meleagris (helmeted guineafowl) is the source of this 2172-nucleotide messenger RNA. RefSeq names its product chromosome 1 CXorf21 homolog (gene TASL). The coding region runs from base 187 to 1056 and encodes 289 amino acids. Lineage: Eukaryota; Metazoa; Chordata; Aves; Galliformes; Numididae. Gene Ontology annotation, biological process: regulation of toll-like receptor signaling pathway. The record is from RefSeq and is a predicted model, not a curated record. The transcript has 2 exons.
GGGACUUUCUUUCUAUACUUCUGCACUAUAGAGGAUUAGAAAUAAAGCACGUCAUCUUAGAAGUGCAUUUGAAAAGGAAAUAAAAACAGAAGGUUGCGUUUUAGGGUAGGACAGACUCACAGGAAGCUUUAAACUGAUUGUAAGACAACCAGUAUUCUGCACUGAUCAGCUGCUGAUCUUCAGAGGAUGCUGUCGGAAGGCUACCUUUACAGAAUCGCCUAUUUCUGUGAAGACUCUGAGCUCUGCAACAACCAAGCAGUAGAUGAAGUGGUGUAUGAAAUGAGGUCCAUUAAUUAUUCCAUCAGGGAUGAAGCACAAGGAAAAAGCCUCCUUCAGAGAUGCAGAUCUGCUGGCAAAUGCAUUUCUUCAGUUCACUCUAGAGGUAGCAAACACAGCAGAAAGCAGAAAGACAAUCUCCUACAGCCCAUGCAGCACUCACUGCCUGAAGGGCAGACAUCUCCAGCUAUGGAUGUCUGCGAAGGGCUGGCAAGAAAAGACACCUACCUGGUUCCAUCCUCCUGCAAAAGCAUUUGCAAGAACUACAGUGAUUUGCACAUAGCUGGGGACUGUGUGGUGCCUAUUAGCUCAGUGGCAACCGAUUUUACCUGUGACAGCGGCAUAGGCCCCUUCCUGGAGUCCUCAGAGAUUCCUCCGCCUAUGGAGUCUGUGCCAGUUCCCCCCAGUGAGAUGGGCCGCAAGCAGGCCCAAGGCUUCUCAUCGUGCUGGCGUGUGGCGAGCUUGGUGCCACACCAGCAGCCCCUCUCCGACUCAGCCCUCAACGACUACCUGGAGCAGAAGCUGAUGGAGCUGUACAAGCAGUACAUCAUGGACAGCACAGCCAACAGGGCAUCCCCCACUCAGAUCCUGGCCUCAGAGCUCAUCAUGACUAAUGUAGACCAAAUCAGCACGCAGAUAUCACGAGAGAGAAAAAUGGAGACCACCAAGGCCAAGGACAUUGUCAUCAGCCGCUUCUUGCAAAUAGCCAGUGAACAAAUAUUCUCAGAAAUUAGCACGCCCAGUCUGCAUAUUUCCCAAUAUAGCAACACUAAUGCAUAGUAUUUGAAUGCCUGCAGUUAGAAAGCUCUUAUAUUCGGAAAACACAAUUGUUAGUAUUUUUCUUUUAAAACAUCUUUCUGCUUCAUAAAAAUGUAUUUACUGUCUACCAGUUAAAUCUUCCAGCACAUAUUAAGUAAAAAUAUCUGUACAGUGCAGAUGUGUGCCAGAUAAUUUACAGUUUUUUUUUAAAAAAACUUUUUUCCCAAAGACUUAUUUCAAUGAGCCAUAGACACUGAAAACGUUUUGGUAGAAAAAUGACUAAGAGUGUAUGACACUCUUCCACAUGUUCUCUUUCUUCCCCCUUGCCUGACAUCUCAUUUCAACUUUCGUCCCCUGGAAUCUACCUUACUACCUGAGGGCCUGUGUGAAGCUAUUGCUUACAACACUGAAAGAACAGGGAUUGCAGAGCCUCAGAAAUAGAGAAUUCAGUCUGACCCAUCUUCCUGACCCAAACAGCUUCACUUAUGACACCCCUUCAGGUGUUUUUGUAACCUGUUCUUAAAGUUAUGAAGUGAUAGGCACUUCACAGUUUAUUCUAUAGUAGCUCUAAUUAUUCCAUUGGUGCCUUCCUAUUUACACGUCUGCAAACAAAAACUCUGUUUCCAGGCAGACAUCAUCAUCAGGAGCGUGCAUUUGUAGCUGUACACUUGACUGUAUGAACUGAACUUCUAUGGUGGACACUUCUGACCCAUGUCUGUCUGUGACAGACACACACUGUGUUAGUCAGCAACCUACAGACCUGUGCCUGUGGACUGGCCACAUAGGGAUAAUGGUGAUAAUAAAAUGAAUUCUACUUCAUCUUCCCCUCUUUUUAAGAGAAUUCCAAACUGAAAAAUAAAGGCUAAAUCAAAGCCCUGGUGAUUAAUGUGAACAAUUCAUUUGACCUUUGGUCAAGGUCAUCUGAACCUAAUAUAUUUCUAAGAGAAAGAUCCUUUUCUGUAAAAUUUAAGCUCUUAAAAAAGAAGAAGAAAAAAGUAAUUAGCUGCUUGAUGGACAAGGAUGGUUACCUGAUUUGAUAUGUAACACACUGGCAAUGCCAAACCACGACUGGUUGAAUUUCCAAGUGUAAGUAUAAUGUAAAUACUAAUUUAUAAUAAAUAUUCAUCAAAUGUUUUC